Molecule: messenger RNA, 1963 nt
Organism: Saccostrea cuccullata (small rock oyster)
Lineage: Eukaryota; Metazoa; Mollusca; Bivalvia; Ostreida; Ostreidae
Product: transcription factor AP-4-like
Exons: 5
Coding region: 115-1179 (354 amino acids)
Biological process (GO): regulation of transcription by RNA polymerase II
Cellular component (GO): nucleus
Molecular function (GO): RNA polymerase II cis-regulatory region sequence-specific DNA binding; DNA-binding transcription factor activity, RNA polymerase II-specific; protein dimerization activity
Source: RefSeq, a predicted model, not a curated record
GCCAAUUAAUACUCAUUCUACUGAAGCCACGACGACCCGGUAGUAAACCUUGCAAUACAACUUUAAUAUUUCCUUGGAUUUAACUGUUGUAAAGAUUGUGAUUUCAAGGGAGUUAUGAUGUCGAAUGUUUACAGGAGUAGUGACAGAAGAAAAUUGUACUCCGAGUACGAAUUGCAAAGAGAGGAUUUAACAGCUGUUCUGGGAAGAUCACAAUCUAUACCUGGAAAACCUCAUAUGGAACAUGAGAAAAAGAUGAGGAGAGAGAUUGCUAACAGCAAUGAGAGAAGAAGAAUGCAGAGCAUUAAUGCUGGAUUUCAGAGUUUAAAAUCAUUGAUUCCACACAGCGAUGGAGAGAAAUUGAGCAAGGCUGCCAUUUUGCAACAGACCUCUGAUUACAUUGAGCAGUUGGAAAGUGACAAGACCCGACUUUUAGCCAUCAACAACCAACUAAGCACUCAGCUGAAAAGGUUAUUGGGGAGUGAUUUUGAGAAGCAAGUAUCCAUCAACAACUAUAACCCAUCUCCACCGACAAAACGGAAGAAGCGAGAUACAGAAUCAUCAGAUGAGGGAAUAUCAGCAGAUUAUGAAGACAUCAAUGAAAUCAAGCGGGAGAUGAUAGACUUGCGAUGCCAGUUAGACCGAGAAAGACAUCUGCGAAUGAUGCUGCAAAAACAAAAUCAAUCGUAUGAUUUGAAGCAAGAGAAUCCAACAUUUGUUGAACAUAUGCAAGAAAAGAGACCUAAAGAUAAAGUUAUUUAUGUUGAGUCUGUUGAAUCAGAGGAAGAUGAGAAGAUGCAUGAGAGAAAUUCUUCGGACUCGGAAUCUAUGUCACGGAGAAACUUGGAGACAAUAGUGGAGGCCAUUAGACACCUAGAGGGAGAUCGUUUAGGGAUAAAUGAUAGGACAUCUCACCAUCGCGGCAUUCCUCAUAGUGACGAGAGUGAAAAAGACAGUAGUGUCACGUGCAGUGAGCCCGAGGACCGGGACUCUCCUAUUCCGUUUGAGAAAAUAGACUCAAGACAAUCAGUUACUGUCACUGAAGUUCCAUUGACUGAAAUUCACCCCCAUCUUUCUCCAUCACAGUAUCAUGAGAAAUUCCCCAUAGCCACCAACUUAUUACAUCGACCCAAUAUGGUUCAUUACUACUGUCGACCAAACGUUAUAGUUCAGAAGUCAUAAGACCUGCCAUGUGGGACUCAUCUUUCAUCCUGCCACUUUGUAAAUAGAGACAUCAUAGUUUCAUUAUGUCAUGGAAAAGAAACUGCCCUUUUUGUUUAAAAUUUCAUGAAGAAUUUUUUUUUUUCAUUUUUUGAAUUUAGUGAUUUUGAAUUAUUUCAAAAAGUGCUUCUCACCCAAGGAAAUGCUCAAUUUUUGUUAUUAAUGUAUACACAAUGUGCUGUUUUCUAACCUACGCUUUUAACAGACCAUGAAACAUGCUAGUGCAUUGUUAUAAAGGUUUCAUCUUUUCCAUUAAAUAUUCAAAAUCGUCAGAUUUUUUUCUUCAUUUAAUCUACAGGGAGGCAUUUUUCCCCAUUUUGACAUGUAAUUUAUUUCUUAUCACCAUGUACAUUUGUAAAUAGAUCAUGUCAUUGUAUCAAAUUUUGUUAAUGCAGUUGUUAAGUUUGAUCUUUUUGUAUGAAUGAGUUGCCUGUACAAGCUUUAAAUGCUGUUCUAAUGAUUUCUUUAAUAUCAAAAUUAAUAAUUAAAAUAGAAAGGAAAAUAUUUUUGGAAACCAGAACUAAUGAUUCUUGUAUAAUUUUUUGCCGACAACAUAUUCCAGUUGCUUUAUUGUGUAGGUGCUUAUUGUGACCGAAUGUUAAUAUUGUGUAGAUCCAGUCAUCAAGUGUGACCUGUUACACAGCAUUAUUUUAUGUCUCUGAUAAAUGUUACAGAAGCUGUCUAGUAUGUGUGUGUUAUUGAAUGAUUAUUGUGAAUUUAUGUUCUGACAUGGAUCCUCUCUUGA